AUGGUCGCAGGCGAGCUGCAGUGUCUGCUGUCAACCAGUGACGACGCGGACGUGCCCUUGGGCAUGCGCAACAUAACCGUAACGACUCGAGAACGACCGCCCAGUCGACGCGGCAGCUGCCCUCGGUCCUACGCGUCACUGCGCAGUGACGUCUGGACGCUGCUGCACUACCGCACGUCGCUGAAACAGCGGUCGGGACUGCACCGCGCGUCGUACCUCUUGGAAAUUGGCGUGCUCGUGCUUAUUACGCUCAAUGUGGUGCUGGCCAUGUACGUGUCGGCGUCACCGCUCGGUCCUGCGAUGACGUCUUCGGAUUGGUACGAGAUUUUCCUGUACGUGUCGACGGCGCUCUUUACCGUCGAGUACGUGCUCCGUCUCUGGUCGUGUAUUGAGGACGACCGGUAUACGCAUCCCGUGUGUGGCAGGUUGAAGUGGAUGACUCGGCCAAUGUCGAUCAUUGACCUGGUGGUGCUCGUCCCAUUUUAUCUGGAGAUUUUGCUCGAGCAGGAGGGAGCAGUGUCGUCACGUGGCGUCUUGACUCUGCGAGGCUUCCGGCUCUUGCGGAUCAUGUCGUUCUUGCAUCUUGAACGCUCGUACCAGGCGAUGAAAAAUCUACGCGAGAUCUUCGCGCUGAAGAAAGAAGAGCUUGGCGUCGUCAGCUAUCUCACCAUUGUCAUCGUGUUGACGUCCUCUACGACUAUCUUCUUUCUUGAGAAUCCAGCUCAACCGAAGGUGUUUUCGAGCAUUGGUACAUGCUCUUGGUGGGCCAUCGAGACCAUCACGUCUCUAGGGUAUGGUGACAUUGUGCCGAUCACUGCUGCGGGGCGAGCUUUCUCGUCCUUGCUAGCUCUCUGGGGCAUCAUUUUGUUCACCAUUCCUGGUGCUAUCCUCGGAAGUGGCUUCAUCGAAGUUAUGCUUAAGAAACAGGAAAAGAAGAGCGAGCACGCGCUGGAAGAGUCGAUCCGAAUAUCGCUGACAAGAGCAUUCAGUAACACGGCGUUUACAGACUUGGAUUCGCCAGGGACGACACAGACAAUUUCAGUCCCGGCGUCAGCUUUUCCCACGCCUUCUGCCUCCUCUUCGUUCUCCUCUCCAGCGCAUCCGAUUAAAUGCCUUCAAGAUCAAGUCAAUCGACUCACCACCACGCAGCUUCAGCUCCAAGUGCAACUGAGCCGCCAGGAAAGUCAAUUGCAGACGAUCAUGGCACUGCUGGAGAAAUCGCUUGCGCAGUCGCGACCAACUGCUCGAACGUAG
Messenger RNA from Peronospora matthiolae, 1254 nucleotides. NCBI's taxonomy places the organism in Eukaryota, Oomycota, Peronosporomycetes, Peronosporales, Peronosporaceae. The record is from the annotation of a GenBank genome assembly.